This is a messenger RNA of Trachymyrmex cornetzi, 893 nucleotides long. Its product is annotated as glutaryl-CoA dehydrogenase, mitochondrial. The record is from RefSeq and is a predicted model, not a curated record. The transcript has 5 exons. Gene Ontology annotation, cellular component: mitochondrial inner membrane. Lineage: Eukaryota; Metazoa; Arthropoda; Insecta; Hymenoptera; Formicidae. Gene Ontology annotation, molecular function: fatty-acyl-CoA binding; glutaryl-CoA dehydrogenase activity; flavin adenine dinucleotide binding. Bases 87 to 716 code for a protein of 209 amino acids. Gene Ontology annotation, biological process: fatty-acyl-CoA biosynthetic process; fatty acid beta-oxidation using acyl-CoA dehydrogenase.
ACACGCCAGAUACGGCCGAUAGGAGGAUUUUUUUAACGAGAUUAACAUAGUCAGUGUUUCGUCGCUAUCAUCAGUCAUUAGUCAACAUGGCGAGCCACAUGCAGAGAUUAUUGUUGAGAGCCGGCCGUUUGUGUCGCGUAAAUUCUACGAGGCAGAUUUCUGCCUCCGCCACGCUCCGAGCGAGACCCGCCUUCAAUUGGGAGGAUCCGUUCGAUCUAGAGUCACAAUUGACACAGGACGAAAUCCUGAUGUGGGAUCAGUUUCGUUCCUACUGCCAGAAGCAGCUCCUGCCGAACGUGAUCGAGGCGAAUCGAAAGGAACACUUCGAUCGGGAGAUUGUAAAGCAGAUGGGACAGCUCGGAGUGUUGGGCUGCACCAUGAAAGGCUAUGGCGGCGCCGGAGUAUCCUCAGUGGCUUACGGGCUCCUCGCCAGGGAAAUUGAGAAAAUCGACAGCGGUUAUCGAUCGGUGUUCUCGGUGCAAUCCUCUCUUUCGAUCGGUGCGAUCUACAUGUUCGGCAGCGAUGCUCAAAAAGAACGAUUUCUACCUAAAAUGGUUUCCGGGGAAAAGAUCGGUUGUUUUGGCUUGACGGAGCCCAAUCAUGGUAGUGACGCAGGAGCCAUGGAGACUAGAGCCAUUUACGACUCCGAUAAAAAGGUCUACAAAUUGAACAGCAGCAAAACAUGGAUCACAAACUCGCUGUCGCCGACGUGUUGAUAGUAUGGGCGAAAUGUGAUGACGGUCAGAUCCGUGGGUUCGUCAUCGAGAGAGAAGCUGCGGGAAAUCGGUUGUCUACCCAAAAGAUUGAAGGGAAGUUUUCUCUAAGAACGUCCAUCACCGGCAUGAUUCUAAUGGACAACGUAAUCGUGCCAGAAGAAAAUUUAUUUAACGUUC